GGAUGCAGUUGCCGACGUGUCCGAGGAGCUGAAGGAGACUUCUCUCGAAGAGAAGGCAUAGACCUGGUCGCGUUGAUACGACCGCACUCUAGACCUUAUAUACGCACGUGUGCUCUUGAUCGCUUGCUUGCAUCAGCGUCUGCAUGGAAUGAGGUCCUCUCGAUCUCAGCAUUUUUCUUUCAACGUUUCUUUCUCUUAUAUUCAUCCUUUUUUUCGCACUGCACAUGCAGAUCAUGCUCCCUUUCUGUUGCUGUUGCGCCUUUUACAUAGCUAUGAAGAUGCAUAUCUGCUCUGGGGUCCUGGCUUCAUUCCCACUGUCUGCCAUAUACAUGACUUUCCACUGCUCCUCCCCGUUGCUAUCUUUCUUGUUUAUAUCAACCUCUCUUCCUGUCACCUCGACCCUUUGAUUUCUUUUCUUUUUCUUCCUCUUUUCGGAUAUGUAUUUCCAGCCGGCUUCAUGCUGUUUUUUUCCAUUUGGUAUGAGAUGAUGAGAGACAGCAGGCGCACUGUGGAAAAACGGUGCAUGCCCCGCUCUUAAAAUAAAAGUCCGGAAGGGAAAGGAAAGGAUGCAAAUAAAACGAGCUUCCUGUUUAUGUUAAACUGCCCACGUACUUGAUGUUCUGUAAUCAGUAUUGGUGUGAAUGGCGUGCCCGUCGGUAGAUGACAUGAGUCAUGAAGAGAACCUUUUGGCUA
This is a messenger RNA of Paecilomyces variotii, 693 nucleotides long. RefSeq lists its product as hypothetical. Lineage: Eukaryota; Fungi; Ascomycota; Eurotiomycetes; Eurotiales; Thermoascaceae. The transcript has a single exon. The coding region runs from base 149 to 538 and encodes 129 amino acids. The record is from RefSeq and is a predicted model, not a curated record.